CACGCUCCGACUGCAACUUGUUGCUUCGUUUGGAUGUGUUUUAUUGAUUUUCCGAAUGGGGAAAAUGCGCAUUCGGCAAAAACGUCAGUCUCCAGUAUGGUCUAGGCAUAAACACACACAUUUCCAAUAAAAAUGGAGGACCUCCUGUUAAAUAUAGUGAAAGAAGCCACGGGAUCGAAACUGAACAACUUGAAACAGAGGGCACAAGAAGCGCACGAUCUAUUAUCGGCACAACAGAAUCUUUUAAGAAGUCCUUCUCACGAACUCAGGUCCGUGUGUUUUCUACCGCUGAAGUUGGCCCUGGAGAGCAAGAGGAGCAAACUGGUGUCCUUGGCCUUAACGGGGUUGAACAAAAUAGUAAGAGAUGAAAGAUUUCAAUCAGGAACAGAACCAGAAGACGAUUCCCUUUGGUUACCAGCCCAACUGCUCUUGGCAACUUCUUCCAUGCUGUCCCAGUGCGAAGAUACGCAAGUCCAUAUACUGCGGGUGGUCCUGAACCUAGCUUGUUCAGCGAGUUGGGCCUUGAAUGGGAGGUUGGUGAUGCUCUUGCUCAGCAGAUGUGGAGAAGCCUACGAAACUGGAACACAACCUGUCAGAGCCGCGGCUCAAGCGGCUGCCUCUCAAACUUUGACAGCUUUCUGCACAUUUUUAGAUGAAGAAUGCCAGGAAAUUCUACAGCAGCAACAGAAGCACAAAAAUUCAGGAAGCAGUGCUGAAAUGGUGUACACAAAAACUUCUACAGUGGCAUGUUUCAAUGAAGCCAUACCCGUGAUGCAGUAUAUUUGCAGUAAAUUGGAAGAAACUAAAUCGUUACCAAAAUCAAAUGACAUAGUAGUGUUCCUACUGGAAUGUCUUUUGACCCUUGUGAACACUUUGCCACAUACUGUUCAUUCCAACAUACACUUUACCACGUUUCUUUGGCAACGCUUCUGUCCCGCUCUUCUUUCUCUGCUAGGAGCACCCGGGGAUACGUCUGGGCAAGCUUUAACAACAAGUCAAUCCAAAAUUGUAUAUAGCAUCGGCAUCCAAGUAGUUAGACUAGUGGGGAGAGAACGAGCUCUGAGACCAGUGUUAGAAGCUCUAUUCCAUAGAAUGCUACUCUUACCAAGCCCUCCAAAAAGAUUAGAACCAUUAAGAGCAGCCAGGGAACUCCUGAGGUCUCCUGGAAGACUUGCUGAUUUACUUUUACUGAGUGGACCAAUUCAUAGACACGCUGGUGAUGACAUGGCAAUAAUAAGACUGAUUAUGGACUCAAUUGAAGAAUCAUCCCAAUGUGCUGAUCCUAGUGUACUAUUGGCUAGUGUAGAAUGUGUAGGGGCCCUUUUGGGUUCUUUAGAAGCCCUAUGUAGAGGAGAGGGACUGAACCAAGAAGCUGCUGACUUAACCAAUACCAGAUAUCUGACUGUGGAACAAGCCGACUAUACCGGACCUUUGACUUAUCAAUCCUUGGCAAGGUUACCAAAGCCAUAUAGGGACGUGGUGGCAAAUCUGAAAUACCAGAGCGAUUCGGAUAGUAGUGGCAUUGAGGGAAAUAUUCCUGAUGUAGAAGGAGGCUCGGAGACUGACUGUUCUGGAGCUACUGAAGGACCUGAGGAAGAAGGUAACUUAUCAGAUGACAGCAUCAUGGACGAUGAUAGUUUUUUGACCAACCAGCAGCUGCAAAAGUUAUAUAAGUUGCCAAAAUCGCUCAACUUGGGAAGAACAGGAAUAGAAGAAUGUAAUACAGAUGUAGAAAGGCAUAAUGCUAGACAUUUUGUCAAGACAUUGCAGCAUAUACUAUUGCCAAAUUUAAUGUCGUUAAGGUCAUCUAUACAGGUGGAUGAGGUGUUACAAGAAUUUGCCUCUAAAUGCUGUCAACACAACUCUGCACAAAGUUACGAAAUAGCUACAAUCAUGAAUGCUGAUGGAGUAUAUCUUGCCACUUACUCAGCAUUGUUAUUAGAUUUAAAACUAGUUCAAGCAGGCCAUUAUGAUGAUCAAAAUAAAGACGUUUCUGUGCCCAUAACAGAGGCUCAAUUCGUCGAGGAAAUUCAUGGUAGCGGCGUUCUAGUCUACGUGUCUGCUACGUGGCUUUGUGAAUUGUACCAGAACGUCUUGGCCAAAUCCUUACUGCUUGCAGCUGGAUACGAACCGAAAAAUUCACAUCAGCCCGCUUUGGUUAAUUUACUAAUAGAUGUUGGCGGUUUAUGUCCAUCCCAACUUCUGACCGACUGGCAGAAACUUCAAAAAGUUCACGGCACCCCAGAAAGCAGCGCUGAGGCAGAUGCAGGGAUUAAAUUGUCCAGGAGGGUUCUAACUUGUUGUUGGGACUCUGUCGUGUCCGUUUUGGGGGCUCCUCUUGGGGAAAGGCCUCAUCUAGGCGGCACUUCUGCUCUCAGCAGAUUGGUCGCUAGGAGAGCGCGACAAAGGUACAGACAAAAGAUACGUGAUGACAUCAUUACGGCUAGUUUGGAAGGAUUACACAAAGCUGCUAGUUUAAGCAAUACCUUAAAGCUCCAAGCUAGAAGUAGCAGCAUUUUAUCUUUGUUGUCUGCUUCAUCGUGCAAAAACCAAGGCGCAAAGUUACUAGCAUCGCACGCUCUAUCACUAGAUGUCCUACUUUCCAAAGGAUUGGAACUCGGGUGCCACAGUUCAGCAUGCUGGCCACACGUUUUCAGUGCAUGUGUUGCUGUGGCAAGUCUGGAACAUUCCCUUUUCAGUAAAACUGGAUCCACUCAGUUACUGAUGGUGGCUCAGAACACCCAAAAUAAUAUAGUAACUUCGACCACGUAUUCCGACCCUCAAGAGAAGCUGCAUAUGAGCUUCAAUAUAACUAACAAUGACGAGGAGACUUGCGUGGAUGUCUACAGUUUCCUCCACAACACUUCGUACUGCUCCGACCAGUCUUCUUCUAACGACGCCACUGUGGCAGAAAUAGUCGAAAAGAGUGGAGCGAACAACGCUCAAGGUCAAGGACUCUUAAGGGGAGUUUACGCGGCUAAGGUUUGUUGCGUUUUGUCGCAAAAGGCAGACGAGCUGUUUCACUCGGCUGCACUACGUCUAUCUUUGCCAGGAUUGUGCAGUUUUCUGAAUGAGCUGUGCAAAGCAUCACACACUCAGCUAUUUACAAGAUAUGAAGAAUCACCCAGACAACAGAAAAAGUGGUGGAAGAAAGACUUGGAGAUCCAACAAAAACCACCCGCAACCCUACUUUUGCACAGGAUAGGCGAGGUCACGCUGAAAUGUAUAAAAUCUGGUAGGCCUCUAAUCCACAUCAUGAAAGUUUGGUCCAUAGUCGGUCCGCAUUUCAUGCAGGCGGCGUGUCACAAAGACAGAACUAUUUCCAAAAAGGCAGUCACUUGCAUACAUGACUCCGUCACAGCUCUACUAAACGAACAAGCUGAACUUCCACAUUUUCACUUCAACGAAGCACUCAUUAAACCAUUUGAGAACUUGUUGUGCUUAGAACUAUGCGAUAUGGACGUUCAGGAUCAAAUAGUUGCCUGCUUAUGCGAGUUCGUCGAGGCCAAUAGGAUCGAGAUCUGCUCAGGGUGGCGGCCACUGUUUGGAACUUUAAGAGUAGCGAACGCCAAGAACAACGCUGCUGCAAUUUUGGAAGUGUUCAGAAUCUUUUUAUCUACGGAUAAUACUUUGGUGUUUGCUAAUGCCGCUCUGGAUUACAUAUUAUGCCUUUUGUCGCACAUAAAGAAUUCAAACUUUGACGACAAUCAGUCAGAGUACGUGGCUCAAACCGUGAACCAACCUAAUGAUAAAAAGUCGCUGUCAUUUUUGGACAAAGAAACAGAAUUUCCUUCCAAGUUAUUAAUCGGUCCUGUCGAUAUGUGUAUAGAAUCUCUGAAGUUGCUACAAAACUGCGCAGCAAUUUUAUCGAUGAUAUACAACAUGCCCAAAUGUCCUACUUUUAAUUUAACCCACAGAAUGAACAUCGACACAAAUCCACAACUCGUAGACUCUGUUAUACAAAACGCAGAAAUCGUUAAUUUUAACCAAUCCAUCUUUGACAAUAUAAGUUAUGAGAUAUUAGUUACCCAGACAGAUUUUGACAACUGUGAAUCGGAAAAACUCACAUUAGCUCACAUGGACAAGCAGAGCGGGGUUUUGAAAAUAUAUUACAUUCUUUUGGAAGGACUGUCAUCAGCUUCCAUUCUUUCAGCUCCCAAAAACCAACCAUUCGUGGUAGAAACGUUAUUUAAAUUAAUCAGAGACCUGAUAGUUAACCCAGGAAUCAACUUUGGGUUUUAUUGUAUAAAUCACAUUCUUUUACCAAUGGUCCAAAAUUGGUUGAGACAGAACGUGAAGGUUCAGAAACCUGGAGAAGUAUGGCAAAAUUUCAAACACUGCUGCGGUUUAGCUAGCGAACUGGUUGUGGAUUACUUAUACCACCUUCACGAAAACCAACCAACCGAAGAGAACGAAAACCCAGCAGCUACAUUAGCCCUAAAGCAACUCUUACUAAUUCUGAUAGAGUGUAUAGCACAGCCCUCUGAAAAUAUUGCUAGGCUAGGAACUUCUUGUAUACGACACAUUAUUUUAAGUGCAGGGAAAGUCUUAACCGUCCACCAGUGGGAAAUACUAGUUGUAGCUUUGCAUCGAGCUUGUACCAUUAGUUUGCACCCUUUACAGCAGCUCACCCUAGCUUUUAAGGAAAAUUCGGAUAGCUUCUAUGGAGACCUGGCUACGGUUAAAGUAGCAGCUAGGAAAGACAGUUCCGUGUCGGAAAAUGAAAGGCUAUAUGAGCUGGCUCAGCAGGUAUUCUUAAUGCAAUCGCAGAGAUACUGCCACAAGUGUCAGGGUAAAACUUGCGAAUGUGAAGUAACCAAAGGAGUUGUAAUAGAUGACAGAACCUACGUGUUCUUGCUAUAUCCUUUUGACACCAACUCUAUGCUGAACCCAGACUUAUAUACCAUUAGGGUUCCAUUCAGAAACCUUGUGGUGGGCAUCUUAGCCCAUCAGAUGCUGGUACAAACUAUUUCGAGUGCGUUGUUACAAAAUUUGAAUCACAUAACCCCUAUAUUAAACAUUUUGCAAAUCAAUUCCUGCAGUUUAAGAGGCAUCUUAACUAAGGUUAAUGCGAAACAUGUUAAUAUAUUACUGAAAUGUUUAGAAAUCUCCAAUGUGCGUUCCAAAGAAUUUGACGUUAGACCUGGGUUAAAAUUUUUGACUCAGAAAGUGGGGAAUUUGAACAAAGCAGCGAAUCUAUAUACACAAGCAAAUACAUCAGAAGUUGUCCAAAUAAUAGUGUUGAUAGAAUUGUGCUUAGACGGCAUAGAGAAGUACUCUAUAGACCCGAAAAGUCUUAAAGAAAUACUAGCUCGUGAAGAAAAAAGUAAAUGCUUAACAGACUUGGAUUACAUAGAAGAUUUCUUGAAGAAAUUACAAGUGAAGUGGGAUAGAUUAUGCGAAUCUUACAUUAAUUUAACUUUAGUAAUUCCCGACGUGUCUGAUGAAAGUGACGACGAUAUUGCCCCGUCUUCAGAACCAUAUCCCAAAGCGUUCAAAUUGGCAGACUUUAAACAAGACGAAGAUAACGAUAAUUUAAGCGUGAGUACAGAUUCAGAGAGUUAUUUAGAGCGGGAUAUCUUACCCAAUUUGAAGAACGACGAGAAACUGGUAGAAACCACAGAAGUAAAGAAGUCGAAACUGCAACAGAGUUGUAGUUUGGACGAAAACAUAAUCCACAAGAAAGACAAAAACGAGAACAGUUCCACCGAUGAUGAAACUAAUGAAUUGGCUGGCAAAUACAACAGUAAAAUAAUUUACCAGAAGUAUAAGAUUGAAUUGAAUUCUAUUAAAUACGACAAAAACACUUUAUUGCAAAUGAGGAAGUCCACAAUUUCAAGCGACAAUAUAAUAAUGUCUUGCGAUAAAGGGAAUGAUCUGUCUAAAUCAAAGAGUUGCCAUCUUUGGAUAAAGGAAGACAUAAACUAUGAUAGUAAAUUGAAAAAACCAUCUCCUGCCCAUAACGGUCCAAAAUUAAACCCAUUCACUUCGAGUAUUAUCCCUCCUCCAUUGCCUGUACCAACGGAAAUUCAGCAGCAAAGAGCCAUGAGUAUAUUUAAGGAUUCAGAGGCGUACAAAACAACAAGAAUCGAAACAAUGGAGGCUUGCCUGGAACUUCUAAGUAGUUUACCAUCCGAAAAAUUGUCCCCUUUGGCCACUAUACUAAAAUCAGGAGCAGUUUUACUAAUUGGAGCUCCCGAUGAGAAAAUUAAAAAGGCGGCAGAGGUUUUACUUCAAAGGAUGAAUAUUUCUUACAUAGAUCACGACAAUUAUUAAACGCUUUUAACCGUGUAACAGUCUAGCGGAGUAAAACUAGAUGUAGGUUAUUUACAGAACCCAUGGAAAACCAUAGCAUAUAUUUAUUUCUAUGGGAUAAGGUCAGGAUUGAACUGGAAAUGUGUUUGGUUGCACAAAAUUGAAAAUUUUACUUUUAUAAUAACAUGAAAUGUACAAUAUAAUAUCUCUUCUUUUUGCGAUAAAAUAUUUAGUUGGUAAAGUCCAUCAAAAGAUGCUUUGAAUAAAUGUAACUCACUUAUUUUAUUUAGGUACGUUCCAGUUCAAUCUUUGCUAUUAUUUUAAACAUAGCUCGCAUAUUACGUUGAUUACACAGCCACACAAAAAAAAGUCCAAACCCAAGAGAGCCAUAUAUUAUUUCCGAAGGAAUUCGACGAGCUGAAGUCGAUACUACAAAAAUGAUACAUUUUACAGGAUUGUGUUCAGCGCAUUGAAUUCCUGCGGAAAUGAUGUGUGGCUCUCUUGGAUUUGGACUUUUUUUGUGGCUGUGUUAUCGUAAAAAUAUCAGUUUACUUAUUCCCAAACACUGAAAUAACGCGCCAAAGUUUUUGUGGUAGACAUUUUGUAUCUAUUGUUUUGCCUAUUGCUGAUCUAUACCUAAUAGCUGGAAUAAAUGAUUUGGUAAAUUCGAUUAUUCUCCUAGUGGAUUUUACAUAAAAUUCUGAGAAACGUUUCGUUACGUAAUUUUCAAUUAGAUUGCAAAAAAUUCAACCCAGCGUUAAUAAACACUUUUUUUCGAUUGGAGAGAUGCUACUACUAUUUUUUAAAACGUUGUAGAGUUUAUCGAUAUAAUAUUUGUAGAGCUUUUUUUUGUCCUGGGUGGUACACACUCAUUAUUUAAUUUUUUAAAGUAAAAUUCGUUAGGGGAAUAUAAAUUUUUUGGGCUAACUGAAUGUAAUUCUAAAAUAUAACCGCCCUUUCUCACUGUAAAUGAUGUAAUUAAGCAAAUGAA
Messenger RNA from Anoplophora glabripennis (Asian longhorned beetle), 7246 nucleotides. Its product is annotated as brefeldin A-inhibited guanine nucleotide-exchange protein 3. Bases 133 to 6276 code for a protein of 2047 amino acids. The transcript is spliced from 18 exons. Gene Ontology annotation, molecular function: guanyl-nucleotide exchange factor activity. NCBI's taxonomy places the organism in Eukaryota, Metazoa, Arthropoda, Insecta, Coleoptera, Cerambycidae. The record is from RefSeq and is a predicted model, not a curated record. Gene Ontology annotation, biological process: regulation of ARF protein signal transduction.